GGAGAACAAGCCAAAUUCCCAACAUUACUCUUAUAAUAAAAUGUUGCUCUGCUCGGCAGUUCCAAAAAUACAUAACACAGAACCUUCUUUUAACAAAGAUGAUUCAAAAUAUUCCAUGAACUUUGUGUACAACAUAACAACAAGAUAGUAUUUACAUGUAACUGAUUUAUCAGAAACGGGUUCAGGCGAGAGCGAUGCCAAUAUAAGCGCAGGCGUCGCAACUCUCUAUCAGUGUAAGUGUAACAGAAGUCGAAAACGGUACUAAUCAUGUGGAAGAUUGUGACAUUGUCGGCCUUCCUCAUCGUCGCGCAGGCGGCUGACAUCAAGGACAUCUACGGGGACUGGAUCCAAGCAGCAUUCUACCCAGUUGCUACCUACGUUCCUAUUUGCAUACAUUUCAAUUUCGCUGAGAUUCCAGACGGGCCUCAUUGCACCUACUCCGAUGGAAGCAACGCCACAAUAGUUGGAGUUAGCUCGAUAACUGAUAAAGGAGAACCUCUCCAUCAAGGUCCGAUGGCAAUGUUAGUCGUCAACACUCAAGCCGAGAUAAUGCCAGCCUUGAAUUUGACCGUCACUUGCGCCGGUGUCAAUAUGCGUGAAAGCGGCGUCGUAAGGGUAAUAAACAAGGAUUACUUUAUACUUUACUUUCCAACCCCUGAAUCCAUGAGUUAUACUCUAUCGGAGACGGAGCCAAAUAAUGCGGCUCUCUUCGGAAGGAAAGUGGUGUCUGCAGAAGAUCUGACGAAAGUGAUGCUCAGUAUUGAGGAGUUGAAAGGAAGAAGAGGUGCUCAAAUGUGUGCUACCGAGAAUUAUGGUGGAUUCGAAAAGAAUGAGGCUUAAUUUUAAAUUAUUUAUUUCUUGAAUAAAAAUGUGUGAAUGCAGUAUGGUA
Spodoptera frugiperda (fall armyworm) is the source of this 889-nucleotide messenger RNA. RefSeq lists its product as uncharacterized. The coding region runs from base 268 to 840 and encodes 190 amino acids. The transcript has 2 exons. Lineage: Eukaryota; Metazoa; Arthropoda; Insecta; Lepidoptera; Noctuidae. The record is from RefSeq and is a predicted model, not a curated record.